Molecule: messenger RNA, 1487 nt
Organism: Labeo rohita (rohu)
Lineage: Eukaryota; Metazoa; Chordata; Actinopteri; Cypriniformes; Cyprinidae
Gene: tnfsf10
Product: TNF superfamily member 10
Exons: 5
Coding region: 74-967 (297 amino acids)
Biological process (GO): immune response
Cellular component (GO): membrane
Molecular function (GO): tumor necrosis factor receptor binding
Source: RefSeq, a predicted model, not a curated record
AUGCUUUUUUUUUCAUAUGUAGAGAGAAGGAAUUCUGCCCCAGCUUUUGUUUCGAGCUGCAGUAACACACGCAAUGGUCAGCAUGACAAGCUCACACACCAUGCAGUAUAUCGGACUUCUGCUACUGGCCGCAAUUCUCCUGCAAACAAUAGCCGUGGCCGUAACGUUCAUAUACUUCAGCAACGUCUUAUCGACGAUGAAAGAAACCUUCUCCAAGAGUAGCGUGUCGUGUUUGAUGCGGGCCAACCUCAGAACGAUAAAGGGUCAGGAAUUAAACGCGGCGGAAGGAAAGGACGACCCCUGCUGGCAGGUCACGCAACAGCUCCACUUUCUGAUUGAAAAGUCGAUGUCCAGUCGUUACCAGAAAGAAAUCUCAUCUGCCGUCAAAGAUGAAGUCUCACGUGUGCUUCCCUCAUUGGUGAUCCAAGAUCAGGACGAUUCCCCUCGGCCCAAGAUUGCAGCACAUGUGACUGGAAGCUAUAUACCAGAAAAAGACGGAGGAGGUCAACCGAACAGGAAGGUCUACGGCCAAAAGAUUCAGUCGUGGGAGUCCGAAAAGGGUCUGGCGUUCCUCCAGAACGUGGAGUUAAGUGACGGAGAGUUGGUGGUACCGCAGGCCGGGCUUUAUUACAUCUACUCCCAAACGUAUUUCCGACACACGCUCAUCGAGGAAGACGAAAGCGAGCGUGAGGAAGAGGACGGGACGUCGGGCGAAUCGGUUCGGGGGAAACCCAUGUUGCAGUAUGUCUAUAAAAAAGUCAGUUCGUAUCCAGUGCCGAUUUUGCUAAUGAAAAACGCCCGGACGACCUGCUGGUCACGUGAUACAGAAUACGGCUUGUAUUCUAUCUACCAAGCUGGGCUUUUUCAGCUCGGAGGAGGCGACAGAGUGUUUGUGACGGUCAGCAACAUAAGCACUAUCGACAUGGAUGAGAAGUCAAGCUUCUUCGGUGCGUUUUUGGUCAGCUAGUGAAGCACAGCCAGAAACUAGGUUUGUUUUGAGCUCCAAGAUGAGCGGCAAGACUCGUCUUGCUCGGUAUUUCUACCUGAGCUUUUUUUGAACGGCCGCCAAGCGCCUUAAAACAUUUGGAUGCGAUGCUCCGUCUCUCUUGCCAGAACAGUUAACCUUGAUUGAUGAGAGCCUAAGAAAGGUGCAAACAUUUGGCGCUUUUUUUACAUUCGGUCUGCGGAUCCGAUCGUAAAUCGUAAAGGUUCUUUGGUGAAAUGUGUUGGAGCUCAAACCCACCACGUCUGCCUGGAGGGGCGACGGAAAGCGAGGGGCUUGCCAGGACGUUUUGGAAGCGAGUUGUUUGGACACGACGCGUCUGUCCGGGCAGGAAAAAAGGGAAGGUGUGAGCUUAAGCAAGACUUUGACUCCUGCGGAAGAGCUGCAGGCUUUUUCCUGUGUGCUUCUGUCCUUUUUGCACCUGUGAUUGUAUUGCCGUUUUCAUGUUUUUAAAGACAAACUACGUAAUGGGAUGUUGAAAUGC